AUGUAUCUCACGCGCGCGUUGGCUGCGUUAUCGCUAUGCAUCCCUGCGCUUGCGAAUCCUAUUGAGAAACGUGCAGUAGCCUUCAAUUGGGGUACUGAGAAAAUGAGAGGUGUCAACAUUGGUGGGUGGCUAGUUCUAGAACCAUGGAUUACUCCUUCGAUCUUCGACAGCGUAAAUCAGAACCGGCCCCAGAAAGAUAUUGUUGACGAGUAUACUUUGUGCGAUAAGUUGGGGCAUGAUCAGGCGCUCGCUAUCCUCAGAAAUCACUGGAACACGUGGACCACGUGGGCAGACUUUAAUAAGAUCAAACAAUCCGGGUUUAAUGUAGUUCGUAUUCCCGUUGGAUUUUGGGCUUAUGAUACAUUUGGUACUCCAUACGUGCAAGGUGCCAGGGACUAUAUCGACGCCGCAGUUGACUGGUCCCGAGGGUUGGGGUUGAAAAUCAUCAUCGACCUCCACAGCGCACCUGGAUCGCAGAACGGAUACGACAACUCAGGCCAGCGAUUAGACCGUCCAACUUGGCAGUCCGGCAACACCGUGCAGCAGACUCUACAAGUCCUUCAAACGAUAUCACAGAAGUAUGCGCAGACCAGGUACCAGGAUGUCAUCAUCGGCAUUGAACUCCUCAACGAGCCUGCCCUUUACUCUGACGCUCUGCGCGAGGACGUCUUGCGUCAGUUUUACAGGGACGGCUACGGCCAAGUCCGCGCAGUCUCUGAUACACCAGUUAUCAUGUCCGACGCUUUCAAGGCACCGAACACGUGGAAUGGAUUUCUCACUCCCUCCGACAACAACGCACAGAAUGUCGUGUUGGACCACCACGAGUACCAAGUUUUUGACAACGGUCUUCUCCGCUUGUCACCUCUACAGCAUCAACAACACGUCUGUAGCACUGCGGAAUCCUACAACGGUGCUGAUAAAUGGACUUUCGUGGGCGAAUGGUCAGGAGCGAUGACUGAUUGCGCCAAAUAUCUCAACGGUUAUGGCCGUGGCGCGCGAUACGAUGGCUCGUUUGCUGGCAGUUCAUUUGUUGGCUCUUGCAGCUGGCAGAACGAUGUGAAUCAGUGGUCUGCCGACUACAAGACCCAGUCGCGCAAGUACAUCGAGGCGCAAAUCGCAGCGUAUGAGUCGAAGACACAGGGAUGGACAUUCUGGAAUUUCAAGACAGAGGGAGCGGCAGAAUGGGACGCGUUCAAAUUGAUUGACGCUGGUGUUUUCCCGGCAAUCAAAAAUGGACGAGUGGAGUAUCAGUUUGGAUCGGGUUGUUCAAACUUCUGA
This is a messenger RNA of Dothidotthia symphoricarpi CBS 119687, 1278 nucleotides long. RefSeq names its product glycoside hydrolase family 5 protein. The coding region runs from base 1 to 1278 and encodes 425 amino acids. NCBI's taxonomy places the organism in Eukaryota, Fungi, Ascomycota, Dothideomycetes, Pleosporales, Dothidotthiaceae. Gene Ontology annotation, cellular component: extracellular region; cell surface. Gene Ontology annotation, biological process: glucan catabolic process. The record is from RefSeq and is a predicted model, not a curated record. Gene Ontology annotation, molecular function: glucan exo-1,3-beta-glucosidase activity. The transcript has 5 exons.